This is a messenger RNA of Stegodyphus dumicola, 1272 nucleotides long. RefSeq lists its product as uncharacterized. The record is from RefSeq and is a predicted model, not a curated record. Lineage: Eukaryota; Metazoa; Arthropoda; Arachnida; Araneae; Eresidae.
AUGGACUUCAGACCACCUGCUCCGCUAACAUUUUCCGUCGGAAAUGUUAAAGAAAAGUGGAAAAAAUGGAAGCAAGAGCUAGAAAACUAUUUACUUGCAACGGAAAAAGAUGCCAAGCCAGAUAAGACUAAAAUUGCAAUCCUUUUGAAUUUACUCGGUACUGAAGGACUCGAAAUUUAUAACACGUUUCGAUUUGAGCCACCUGAGAAUAAAGAGAGAAUACGAAGAGGUUUUGAAAAUGUCGUAUAUGAACGUUACAAAUUCUUUUCGUGUAGCCAGCAAGAAGGACAAACAAUUGAAUGUUAUGUCACUCAGUUAAAGACUUUAGCGUCAACUUGUGAGUUUGCUGAACAAGAAAAUGGAUUGAUUCGCGACCGUAUUGUAUUAGGCAUUCGGGAUAGGAGUCUGACCGAACGUUUGCUUCGAGAAUCUAACCUAGGAUUAGAAAAAGCUAUAGAAAUAGUCCGUGCCGCUGAAACAAGCAAAGAGCAACUCCGGAACAUGAAAGAUGAUCCAGCGACUGUGAACAGCGUGAAGAAAUAUAGAAAACAGCAGCAUCAAUCAAAACAGUCAGUGCCACCGAAAUUAUCGUCGCAGCAGAAGCAAUCAGCACUAGAAUAUGACUGCAAGAAGUGCGGAAGAAGGCACAAAUAUCGGGACUGUCCAGCUUUCGGAAAGACGUGUGCGAAAUGCAAAGUAAAGAACCAUUUUGCCGCGAGGUGUCCCAAGAACAUUUAUGAAGUUGGAAUACCAAAUAAUGAACUUAGUAUAUAUAAUGAACAUAGUGUAUUUGUUGACUCUGUAAUGAUGAAUCCACCAGUAAACGGGCAUAGUGAAUUUAAAAUAAGUGCAAAAUCAAUCAAAGAUCUAACAAAUUCUAUUGAUGAAGUAAAUAAGGAUAUUCACAAGGUAAGUGAAACAUGGGUGAAAAGUAUUACAAUGUAUGUAAAUAAUAAGUAUUUCAAGGUUGAUUUUAAGUUAGUUAGAUACUGGUGCAGAAUCACAGGGCAAUUUCCUGACGAACCAUAUCAUAUAACCCUUAAAGAUGAUGCAAUACCAGUAAUACACCCCCCAAGACGUGUUCCUCAGGCUUUACAGCCUAAAUUAAAAGAUACUUUAGAUAAACUUGAAAGAGAAGGGAUAGUAUCGAAAGUAAAUAAACCAACUGAUUGGGUUCAAAGUUUGGUUAUAGUUGAAAAAUCUAAUGGGAAUCUGAGAUUAUGCUUGGAUCCUAGAGAUCUAAAUAAAAUGGAUUUUGGCAUGUACCACUAG